GUCUGUCACAGGUCAACUGUUUGAGAAAGGCUGUUUAGUAGCCAGGCUGGGCUAGCGCUGCUUGGAUCACAGCCCUUGUUGUCGCUGCUUGAACAGUCAUUCUCGAUCCGUGAUUGAACUGUGAUUAGCUCAGUCUUGAAUACUCUCAUUUUCCGUUUUGAAGUCCCACACAAUGGCUUCUCCCGUCGUCUCUCUCCGGUGCACGAUCGCGGGAUCCAUCGCUGAUGCCCUUCAAGCAAUGCCAUUACAACAAGGGCCAGAGCAGAGGAGUCGACUAUCUCCGCUGCCUUUUGCCACUUGCUUCAAGCCUUUUCCUGCCUUGAAUUCCACGUCAUCCGCUGCUGGACCAACCUCGCGACCUGCCACAUUGCUACGAGCCGUGGCGAGUCCCGUUCGUUCAGCAUCCGAGCGACCAGGGGCCACGGAUCCGAUUGAUACCGAGCCGACUCCCGUUGUCCCGACGAACUACGCCAUGGUCUCAUUCCUUCGGACAUAUGGAUCCGUGCUUGAGCGAGCCAGCAGCGGCGAUGUGGGCAUCACCGGCGACAGCUUGGCAGCCGCAGGGACGAUGGUGGUGGAUCGCGUUCACGUGGGGCUCUUGGCCAUGCUGGGGCAUCCUGUGCAUGGCAUGGAGGCACAGUCGGAGUGGCGUCCCAGCGAGGCCAUGGUAGAAAGAUGUCUGCUGGAGCUGGAAAAGGACAUAGAUGGUUUUAGGGAUGCUCACACACACCCUCCUCCGCCUUCUCGUGUACGCCUAGCUGCCAUCCACUGCUUCGACGCCGCUAGGUUGAUUCACAAUCUCUGAUGUGCGCUUGCAUUUUCAUCUGUGACCAUGUCUUUCCAUCCAAGCGCUGUAUCAAUGAUUGAGAAAAUGAACUGUAAAAUGAGGA
Closterium sp. NIES-67 is the source of this 890-nucleotide messenger RNA. Lineage: Eukaryota; Viridiplantae; Streptophyta; Zygnematophyceae; Desmidiales; Closteriaceae. The record is from the annotation of a GenBank genome assembly.